CCAUUUAAUUGCCAUAGUUCAAAUGUUGCUGGCACGAAUCUUGCAAGGAAUAACUGGAGGAUUUACGUUCAUUAUGGCAAUAAUUUUCGAGUCAGAAAUUGCCUUUACGAACAUCCGAGGGGUACUAACAGUCCUUCCAACUGUGUCAUUCAACGUUGGGAUUAUUCUUGUAAAUUUAUUUGGGAUCGGUUUUCCUAAUAAUUGGGAAAUUGUUUGCUUCAUCUGCAGCUUGGUGUGCUUGAUUAUAACAAUUGCGACAAUAUUUGUUCCUGAAACUCAAUCAUUUUCAACUGCAAAGAAGACGGGAAGUGAAUCUCAAGUCUUUUUGGAUGAACCUCACAAGAAAGUUCCAAAGGAAAUGAUUUAUCUGAAAAAUCUUGAGCAAAUGAUUUCACAAUAUCGCAAAAGGAGUCCCCUUCAUGACGAUUUUAGGGAUUUCUGGGCUAAUUUCCGGAAGAAGCAUCUCUUACGCCCACUCAUCAUUCUCUUUGGCAUUAACUUCUUCUUCCACUUCUCUGGCUUUUACAUUAUUUGCAUCUACACGGCCUAUAUCCUUCACGCAAUGCAAGUGCAACAACAUGUUACUCUCUUGAUACUCUGUGUGAACUUUAGUCGUCUUGCCGGAGUUGCCAUAGCAUUGAUUUGCUUCCUGAAAAUUAAGAGGACUCUUACUUUCAAGCUAAGUGGGAUAGGGAUGAUUAUUAGCCUCGUGGGAUUGGUAAUUUUAUCGUUCUUCCCCGCAAUGAAAAUUAUUUCAGUGAUUUUCCUCAUAAUCUACGUCUUCUUCAAUUCUCUGGGCUUUACAAUCCUCGUGUGUGUCCUAGUUCCGGAAAUAAUCCCAAAAAUAUUCAGAACAACAAUCUUGACCAUCAUUGUGAUAUUCAGCAGCAUUGUGGGCUUCUGCCUCAUCGUUAGUUUCCCCCACAAGUCUGUGGAUGUUGGGAUUCACUUCCUCUGCUAUGCAGUUUUGAACUUUUUUGCAAUUAUUUUUGUUCAUCUUGCUAUUCCGGAGACAUACAAAAAGUCCUACGAACAGAUUCAAGCUCAAUUUCAUCCAAAGAAUCAUCAUCUGCAUCAUCCUCAUCUGCAGCAUCAUGAGGUAUUACAGAAGCAAACAGAAGGAUCAGCAGCAACAACAGCUGCAACAUGUGCAGCAUCAGGAUCAUAAACAACAGAAAUAGCAGCAACUGCAACAGGGAUCUUUGAAAUAACAACAAAAUCUGCAAAAAGGAAGGCGAAUAGUAGCAUCAACAGCUACACCAGGAGCAACAUCUGGAGCAACAACAACAGCAACAGAAGCACAAAAAUAGUAUCAACCAGGAAGAGAGGAGACAAAGCAAUUUCAUUAAAUAAAAUUAUAGAGAACGAUCAUUCUGAACUAUGCUAAUCAGGUGUUACGUAAUCCAAUACUAUAAAUUAGUCAAUUAGUGUUUCUCACAACAUGAUUUUCAUUAUCAAGGCUUGCGGGCAUUUAUCAGCGAGACUGUGUUGGCAAAGUUCACAAAACAGCAGCAAAUGAAUGAAAAAAUAAUCGAAUUGAUAACGCAUAAUAUCGCAAAUAAUUUUAUUCUUCACAACAGCAGAGCACGCAAUUGUUGCACUUUUAUUAAACAUUUUACUCCCUAAGAAUAGAACCAGGAUGAAACAUUUUUUUAUAUCUAUUAAUUAUAAUAAUUUCUCAUUUUCUUUAUACAAAAAAUAAAAA
This is a messenger RNA of Lutzomyia longipalpis, 1705 nucleotides long. Its product is annotated as facilitated trehalose transporter Tret1-2 homolog. Gene Ontology annotation, cellular component: membrane. Gene Ontology annotation, molecular function: transmembrane transporter activity. Gene Ontology annotation, biological process: transmembrane transport. The coding region runs from base 23 to 1168 and encodes 381 amino acids. The transcript is spliced from 4 exons. The record is from RefSeq and is a predicted model, not a curated record. NCBI's taxonomy places the organism in Eukaryota, Metazoa, Arthropoda, Insecta, Diptera, Psychodidae.